AAUAUUCCAGAUUAAGAAUGUACAAUGGACAAUUCAUGUUCCAGCACUAGUUCGACUGUAUGUGAAAAGAAGGAAGAGAAAGAGGAACCGGAGCAAACCCUCAAGCUCUGCUUGAAGAAGGAGAAAGGGAAGAAGAAGAUUAACUGGACUGAAGAUACUGUCGAUAACGAAGGUUUAGGAAAGAAGAAGAGUAAGUGUUGCUGUCAGUACAGGAAACCAAGGAAAGAUUUGGAGGAGAGUUCCUCCGAAUCUGACUCUGAUUGUGAAAACUGUUUCGGGCACACAGCUUCAGAUAAACAAACAAGCCAACCAUAAUGUCCCUGGGACUACUCGGAGCUUAUGUCUCCGGCAGUGAGACUGAAA
This is a messenger RNA of Eurytemora carolleeae, 363 nucleotides long. RefSeq names its product protein phosphatase 1 regulatory subunit 11-like. Gene Ontology annotation, molecular function: protein serine/threonine phosphatase inhibitor activity; protein phosphatase 1 binding. The record is from RefSeq and is a predicted model, not a curated record. Gene Ontology annotation, cellular component: nucleus. The transcript is spliced from 2 exons. NCBI's taxonomy places the organism in Eukaryota, Metazoa, Arthropoda, Copepoda, Calanoida, Temoridae. Bases 25 to 315 code for a protein of 96 amino acids.